AUGUGUGUAACAGGGGUAUUAUUUAUUAAAGAACAGGCAUGGGGUGCUGUCCGGUCAGGGUCAGAGGAAACUGGUCCUGGGUUGUUCCAGAAGGUAGGCCCCCUGGUGGCUGACUGGGAGAACUACCUCAGGGGCAUCGCUGUGGAGUUGGACACACAGACACACGGCUCCAAACCCCUGAGCCAAGAAGAGAGCCUUUUCCUUCAGGCAGAGGACCCCUCUCUGCAUCAGCUAGAGGGGAGGUACCAGAUCAUCAUCUCAGCCUUACACUCCAAACUGGACUCCAGACCUGCUCCUCCGAUCUUGCACCUGAAUACAGACCUCCUCCAGGAAAACUCUCCCAACAUUCAUGCUGUUCCCACUGAAGAGUCGCCCUCCUCCUUCCCCCUUCAGGGGUCAGAGUCGCUCACAGCCCUCAUCAGUGAAAUCCGUAAAUUUGGGACACAGAAUGAAAUGGCGACAGAAGAUGCAGAAAUUAGCGUUGAAGUGGACACGUUUUCUGAUCCAACACCAGUCAGUUCAAUAGAGACUACUGAUUGGCUUAACGAAGCUGUGACCGAACAGACAACCUUACAGCGCCUGUUCCCGUCUCUGUCCACCAUCGGCAGCACCAUGUCUCCCAUAGCAACGACCUUUGACUCCAGACAGACUCUACUUCCUGGUUCCCCCUCCCUCGACCACCGGAGACGCAGGAGUCUCCGCAAGAGGCAGAUCCCUGGGGUUAAAGCUUGUCCAGGAGUAGCAGAGUCCACCCAGCAAGUGAGUGGUAUCAGAGACACAUACAAGUGGAUCCUGGGCAUCCCCACCAAGAACCUCCACAUGAACUUCCAGGAGUUGCUGGUGGACCUGAGCUCUAAGAACGAUCGGGGUCUGUACGAGGCUCGGGUCAGGGCGGUGGUGGGGGGUCGACCUCUGACCUUCUACAGCCUGGUGGGUCUGGAGAAUGAGUCCUUCUACCGUAGCAUGCCGCGCAUCAUUGCUCUGGCUCUGGACGCUCUCAAAACGUAAACAGUAUCAACUUCAACAAAACGAACACACGUCAAAGACUCAGUGGCUCAGUGAAGGCAUGGUCUAGUCAGCUUGUGGUGCCAGAGACCAGAGAGGGGGAACGAACCCCGUGGGACCUAGAAACUGGCGACUACUCAUUCAGAUGGGAGGCGAGAGGACAGGCACUGGGCAUUCUAGGAGACCUAAACAUUAGGAAUGUAACAAUUCACCAAUGCACAUCAGGUCCGGUUCAAAUGCUUAAGAUGCUCAGUGCGUCCAUGUUAUCGGUGGGCGGGGAGCCCUAACUGAUCCAGAUGACAUAUGCAUCAGUCAGAAAACCCUUUUAAAAUGUUCCAAACUGACAGUUAACUGUUUUUUACUUUAUAUAGUGUUAUUCCGGGGAAAAACUGCUGCGUCCUCCUUUAGUUCAGUGGCCUAUCAGACUUAUCACGUAACUGCGUAUGAGUGUGAGACAGCAACUGUGCGUACCAUGCUGGAGACAGCUGCUCGCGCCAACGAGAGGUUGCUCUAGUUGUUCUAAUGGCUAGUCCUACAUCUGCAUUCAGAUGCUUGUGAUGGCUUUCACAAUGUCAAAUCAUAGGCUUUAUUAGUUGAGUGACAACAGAUGUAAUUUGGGUCAUUUCGGGUCAUUGUUACCAAAUGAGCUGUAGAAAGUGGUUUUUACUCUCGUUGUGUAGCCAACCGGAAUGGAUACAACCCACAUCCAACUGUUGGGCUUUUCAAUCAUUCACUUUUCAUUUAGUUGUUCAGGUUCACUAUAAGAAAUAGUUUUGGUAGUUUUGCUUUAAACAGUCAGUGUAUUUGGUCAUUUCAACAUGAACAGGGUAUGUUCAUUAAGGACAGCAAUAAGUUUGCCAGCUGCGCAUGGUCGCAUUCAUUCAUUGGUCGGAAUGGAGAAGCUUAAAAAACUCCAAACGGUCUAAACCAUUCCCUUUUGAGACGGGGUAAAAUACAAAGCUGCAUUAUAUAAAUUGGCUAAAUGCCAUGCUAAUUUCUAAAAAUAAAUAUUGACAUAGUACUAGCUGGAAACAUGUUUAAUCUGCAAAAAUGACAAGUUAAUCACUGGGGGAUGGUGAUGUCAGAUACAAGUGGUGGGAGAAAAAGCAUACAUUUCUCCACCCCUAAUCUGAUAGUGGAGUGGUAGAUGUUCAGUCAGCUCAGGUGUCGACACACCAUUGACACACACACACACUGAGGGCCACUCAGUUUAGAGAAGUCAUCUCAGACAGAUCCAGCACAGAGAGGCCCAGCUUCUGAGCUCCAAUCAGCAGCAGUUAUUAAUUAAAAAUGGAAAAUGAAUGUGUUCAAUGCAACAACAAAGAAGUGCAUUGAACCGAAUUGCAUCAAUUAGUUUCCCUAAUCAAACCAAAUCGCACCGACUCGUUUCAAAUUAAAAAUGUAUCGUUCCUGUAUUGUACCAAUGUGUCCAAAUGCGCAUGAAAUCGCCCGCGCAAAUGGACGCAAGUGCACACGUGCACACACACACUGCCUGACUUUGCUGGCCCACGCUGAAGGACAGACAGGAGAGUGACAUUACAAUAUGACAUGUCAACCCACCUGAGAGCCUGACCUCUAUGUACACACAGCCCUGAAUGUAUUGGACCAUCCUGCCUAGCAACCAUUCAUGGAGAUGAGUUGUUUUUUUUACAUGGCUGGCGUAACGCAGUGAGACAGCCAUAGAAAUAGAUAGAGAACUCUUUUUUGUAUCUGUGCCAUUAAAAUGGUGGAAGCCCUAAAUGGCCAUGCUAAAACGGGUCAUAUCCAUGUAUCUAUCUCUAUGGACGCAACCCAUUCUAAUUUAUGAGCCUGUAUAAAUAAGUUAUUCAAAAUGUCUGUAUUUCUGCAGAAGGUUGAGCCUCUUGUGAAGCAAGCAGACUGUAGGCCCCUUCAUACUGUACAUUGGCAUAUUAUUUUUCGUUGCUAUAUUUAUUUGUAUAGAGA
Molecule: messenger RNA, 2949 nt
Organism: Oncorhynchus masou masou (cherry salmon)
Lineage: Eukaryota; Metazoa; Chordata; Actinopteri; Salmoniformes; Salmonidae
Exons: 4
Coding region: 1-1008 (335 amino acids)
Source: RefSeq, a predicted model, not a curated record